Lotus japonicus is the source of this 1533-nucleotide messenger RNA. RefSeq lists its product as uncharacterized. The transcript is spliced from 4 exons. The record is from RefSeq and is a predicted model, not a curated record. Bases 1 to 1239 code for a protein of 412 amino acids. NCBI's taxonomy places the organism in Eukaryota, Viridiplantae, Streptophyta, Magnoliopsida, Fabales, Fabaceae.
AUGGCCCACUCCUCUAAGGACAAGCCGGUCGAGAUUGAGGAUGAUGAUGAUGAGGACGAUAAUGUCAGCCUUGCUGACAAACUCAAGGGUCGAAAAAGGAAAGCUAAGCCUACUGCUUCAGUUGGCCAGAAGAAGGCCAAGGGGGCCGGUGCUUCCACAACAAGCAAGGCUUCUCCAUUGGUGUCUGAUGCUCAGCCUGAAAUCGAUGGCAAGGAAGGUGGUGGCAACGCUGCUAUUCAGGCUGAUGUCCACGAGCAUUCCACUUCCAAUCUUCCAUCCCGUGAAAAUUCUCCAGCUCCCAGCCCUGCAAAAUCCAAAACUGGGGGCGUCGAGAAGCCCCCUAAGGCUGCGUCUUCAGUCAAAAAGACUUCGACAGCUGAGGGGAGAAAGAAGACUAGGAGAAAAUCUGGUCACAAGUCCCCUCACCAUUCCAAGAGCUCCACCAACUCCAGCCCUUCCAAAGGGUCUACUCGUCAGGAAACUCAAGGUGCAACUUCUCCUAUUCAUGAAGAAGAGACUCCUCAGGUCGAGAUCCUGUUGCCAGCCGAUGAUUCGCGUUCGAGAGUGCAACCUGACAAGGAUGCUAGCCCCAUGCCUCCUCCAAAGUCGACGACUGCUAUUGUGCAGCUUUCACCUCAAGCCAAGGGCGGUUCUUCAUCUCGUGUGUCUAGCGAGAAGCUUGACACCUUAUUUGAGGAAGACCCACUAGUGGCCUUAGAUGGCUUUCUCGAUGACACUUUGGAAUGGGAUUCUCCGCCUCGUCAAGCUGAUGUUACUGCUAAGACUGCUCAAUCCAGUGAAAUUGCCAAUCUCCAGCAAAUUGAGGAGAGCCUGGGUCGGCUGAAGGCUAUUGUCUUCGACAGUGGAUUCCUCGACCAGAUUCGAGCUGAUUCUCAAACGAGUCAUACUGCUAAGGAAUUGCUCGUCUUCCUGCUUGGUCAAAAGCUUGAUUCUCGCCAGACCGCUUUGGCCAACCUUCAAUCCUUUUUGAUGGAUGCCUUAGCCACUUUCCAUCAAGCCAAGGACAUGGGCCAAGCUGUUAGCCUCAAGGAAGCCAAAGUCUCUUCUGGUAAAGCUCAGAUUGCAGCGAUGAAAGAGGACUUCAAGAGAUUCACUGCCAGGAAGGUUUUAAUUGCAGAUGACAUAUCUGAUGUCGACACUAAACUUGAGGAGCUGCGUCGAGAGAUUACAAAGUUGGAGAAGAAACGGCUGAUUUGGUCGAGGAAGGCCCUGCUGUGAAGACUCAACUAGAUGCGCUCACUAAGGAAACCAAGGCUCUGAUCGUCUCGACGAAGGAGGUUAUCAAGGACUUAGAGGUUGAUCAGGCUGUCAAGAGGGAUCUCGAAGCCAAAAUUGCCACUUUUGCUGACCGCUUGGAUUCUUUCAAAUCUCAGCUCUAGGAUUCCUCUUUUCAUUUAUCGGUUUGUAAUGAUGACAUUGUUUUGAUCAUGGCUUUUGAUGCCAAAUUUCCUGUACUUAUUUCGACAACGCCUUUGGCACUUGACUUUUGGGCUAUUUAAUCCAACCAUUAAU